CCUUUCUUACUCAAGUGUCUUCAACCUCCAAUUCCCCUCUUGUGAGUGGUUCUUAUAAACUCACUGUACGUCCUCCUCCAUUCUCCUGUGACCUCUACAAGUCAUCCUUUCUUUCUUUCUCUCUCAUCUCUCAAUUUUCCUGAGGAUGGUCACUGAUGGAGAUCAGAAGAGAUACUGUAUGUUAAUGGCAGUAAGGGAUUCUGAUUAUGUGAAAAAAGUAUAUGGUGGGUACUUUAAUGUAUUUCUUAAAGCAUUUGCAGAAGAAGGGGAACAAUGGGAGUUGUUUAGGGUUGUUGAUGGAGAGUUCCCUGACAUGGAUGAUCUCCACAAGUACCAUGGUUUUGUCAUCAGCGGUAGCCCUUCUGAUGCUUAUGGAAAUGAGCUAUGGAUCUUGAAGCUUUGCUUUCUUUUGCAAACACUAGAUGCCAUGGAAAAGAAGGUCCUUGGCAUAUGCUUUGGUCACCAGGUGUUGUGCAGAGCAUUGGGUGGUAAGGUUGGGAAAGCUUAUGGUGGAUGGGACCUUGGGUUGAGGAAAAUCAGGAUUGUGGAAGACUUGCCCUUUUGUAAUAACUUCUUUGGUGCCCUUCAUGAUAUCCCUCCUUCCCUUACCAUCAUUGAGUGUCAUCAAGAUGAGGUAUGGGAAGUACCUUUGGGAGCCAAGGUGAUUGGGUUCUCAGAGCAGACAGGAGUAGAGAUAUUUGUGAUUGGAAAGCAUAUAUUAGGUAUCCAAGGCCACCCUGAAUACACCAAAGACAUCUUAUAUGAAAUCAUCAAUAGGCUCACUAGCAACAAGUUGAUAGAAAAAGAAGUUGCAGAGGAUGCAAAAUCAAGAUUAGAGAUUGGUGAACCAGAUAGGAAGUCUUGGGUGAAGAUUUGCAAGAACUUUCUCAAGGCGGGAGAUUAUUGCCCAUGAAUAAGUGACGAUGUAACUCUUCUUGUUUAGCUUUCUAUCUAAGGGGGAAUAAAGAGGUGGGAACUAUAUGUUAGGCCUGGAAGCAUUAGAAAUAUUAUCAUGUAUACAAUACCAUUGAAACAAAUUGUGGGUAGCUAGCAGCUUCUUCCACUACGUACGAAACCAUUGAUCCCAAUUUUCUGUGGCCAGUGGCAUCUUUUAGUUUUGGGUAGUCUCUUUUUUUUUUUUAUACAAUAGUUUUAGAUAGUCUUGUACUUUAUACUUUGGAGACUUUACUGUACAACAAACAAGGGAUUACGAAAGAAAUUGUUUCAGGAUGUACAGAAGAAU
Molecule: messenger RNA, 1243 nt
Organism: Macadamia integrifolia
Lineage: Eukaryota; Viridiplantae; Streptophyta; Magnoliopsida; Proteales; Proteaceae
Product: gamma-glutamyl peptidase 5-like
Exons: 4
Coding region: 146-913 (255 amino acids)
Cellular component (GO): cytosol
Source: RefSeq, a predicted model, not a curated record